Messenger RNA from Histoplasma capsulatum G186AR, 507 nucleotides. RefSeq lists its product as uncharacterized. The record is from RefSeq and is a predicted model, not a curated record. The transcript has 2 exons. The coding region runs from base 1 to 507 and encodes 168 amino acids. Lineage: Eukaryota; Fungi; Ascomycota; Eurotiomycetes; Onygenales; Ajellomycetaceae.
AUGCGGGAAAUUAUAAAAAGGAGAGUAGGAGAGGGUUUCCGAAGGAAACAAAGGUUGGGAGAAAAGCCGCAAUUUAAGGUACUGCAGCAGAGCGGCCGGUUUCGGGGUAGCGAUGCGGUGUUGCGCUCAAGGUUGACCACACCCAGUCGCGACUUGUACAAACAUGGACAGACAGACGCGAAGAGACAACUGGGGCAAGGAAAGCCUAAGGACAAGAGUAGGGAACAAACUAUAAUCGCAAAUGUAUCUCUUCAACGGAGCACAGAAAGAGGGCAAGGAGAGAACGCGAGCCAAGGGAAGAGAUCUGGUCAAAACCUAGUUGAAGUUGCUGGAAGCGCGCACAUGGUUCACAGACUUGGCUGCGGCGAAGUGUCGUCGUUCCAGUACCAAGAAGAGAAGGGUGGCCCAGACUGGAGGGGGCUUCAGCAGCCUGCGAUUCCAACUCAAAAGUCCAAACUAUAUCUGACCCGCGGGCUGGUCUGGGGGCGGGUGGGAAAUAGCAGGUGA